Messenger RNA from Nicotiana attenuata, 3174 nucleotides. RefSeq lists its product as uncharacterized. The coding region runs from base 1 to 3174 and encodes 1057 amino acids. Lineage: Eukaryota; Viridiplantae; Streptophyta; Magnoliopsida; Solanales; Solanaceae. Gene Ontology annotation, biological process: proteolysis. Gene Ontology annotation, molecular function: cysteine-type peptidase activity. The record is from RefSeq and is a predicted model, not a curated record. The transcript has 13 exons.
AUGGGUCGGAAGCAUUGUGCGCGAAGAUGGUGGCGCCGUGGACAACAUCAUUCUUCAACACAAGUAGCUGCUGAAUCCGUUGCCUCAGCCAUGUCCGGUCCUAGUUUUUGCUUAUUUUCUGAUUCUCAGUCUCUGUUUAGUCGUAACCCUAGCAGUAGUCGUGUUGAAAACACAACUGAAAAUGUAGAAUUAGAGGGUGGAAAAGGCAACAAUAUUAAUGCUUCGUCAGCCGAUGAAACUCCCUACCAGUCAUUACCCGACACAAAUUCCGAACCAGUCAUAGGAGGUGUUCCUGUGACUGAUAAGGGAAAAGGUAAAGUUGUUGAGGAUUUUGAGUUAGGGGGAAGCCGACGUGAAUCCGUGCCUAAAACAGAGACUCAACCAGUAAAUGUUGAUCGUAGCGAUGAUUCUCAGUUAAAGAAGAAAAAAAUUGGUGUUGCACCCAAGAAGUGUUGGGAUUUCCUUGUGCCUAUGGACUUAGAUUAUAAACCAAAGGUUGAUUGGGAUACCAACUGCCAUGUUAUUCGUCAAUUGAAAGAGAAUUUAUCAAAGAGGCAACUUCGACUGUUUAAGAAAACAUGCUUUGGCUAUUUUUUGAAUCUGCCACCAGUUAUUGUGGAGAUUCGGGUUAUGCACCAUUUGCUUAUUAGAGAAGUACAUCAUGAAGUGAAAAAUGAGAUGCGGUUUGUAGUGAAUGAUUCUAGGUUGCGCUUUGGUUUGGGUGAAUUUGCACUUGUUACUGGGCUGAAAUACUGUUUUAUGAAGCAGAAAUGGGAAACAGAUGAUGAUGCGCUGAAGAUAGCAGUUCUUUAUUUUGUGAACAGCUUCUUACUUUCUCAACUCAAAACAAAGGUUAUUUCACGGUCUUACAUUGACUUGGUUGAGUGCGGUAAUUUUAAUAAUUAUCUCUGGGGUAUAAAUGUUUAUAACGCUACAAUCGACUCGUGUUCCAACAAGUUUCAAGAUAAGCCUUCUUUUUAUAGACUCGGUGGCUUCCCGUUGGCUUUACAGAUUUGGUUGUAUGAAUGCUGCCCAAGUUUGGAUGGUCACUUUGCUGAUCAUAUUGGAAACAAACUUCCACGAAUUUUGAAUUGGGUAGCCAUGGGUCAAAUACCGAAUGAGCGAGUUGCUUUGCGAAUGUCUAGCUUACAACGCGAGCAGCUAAAGAACAUCACCCCAACUGAUGAUGAGAAGCAACUAUUUGAUGUGUAUGGUCUAAACUUUAAAAUUGAAGUUGAGUGCACUGACAGUCAGCCCGAUAGCUUUCAGGUUUUUGGCACUCAAUUACCAAAGACACAAAGUAUGCAUGAAAGUACUGGAGGUGAUUCCCAACCUACCAAUGCUGAGGUAAUGAAGGAGUUACAAGGUUUGGAGCUUUUUGUAGAGACCAAGUUUGAGGAGGUGCUUGCAGCUAUUGGUAGGCAGUCAAUGAAACCAGAGGGAAAUUCAGCGCAUAAGCAACAGGAUAAUUAUCCUGACUUUCGUGAGAUGCAUAAUGAUUAUGACCAGUUUGAAAGGGGCCACGUUGGGAAUGAUCCUGUAGUUAUUGGAGAUAGCACGCCCAAAGCGCCUUCUAUGUCUGGUUUUGGUGGGGUUGGUCGAGAUGGAGGUGCCACUGGUGUCAAUGUGAAGAACAUCACAGCAAGUCAUAGCGUAGUUAAUGAUGAUUUGCAUUCUGCCCCCUUCGUAAAUGAGCAUGAUCUUGGCUUGGAUUCUAACUUUGAACUGUCUGCAUCUGCAAUUGAUCAAAUCACCGCCAUUACACAACAAGCAACAUAUAAGCAGUCAUCUCAUGAUGUUAAAAAGUCGGGACCUGCUCCGCUGCCAUCAGGAAUCCCUGCACAAAUACGAGCAGAUGCUGUUAUUGAGUCUAAUACUGCUCCACGGGCAUCUCGGGUUGAUGGUGUUGGUCAAGUGGAUGUUGGUGGCAGUAAUGUGAAUUUGCCUUCUGCUCCAUGUCGACAUGAGGGUGAUCUUUACUUGGAUUCUGAUUUUGAAUAUACUGAUUCUCAACUUGAUCUAAUUGCUGCCAUUACACAAGGAGGGAGACGUAAUGUAAAUCAAUCUGGAAAUGAACUGAUAACUCGUGAUGUAAAUAAGUCUAAACCUGAUCAGUCGGUAUCAAGAAGUAUUGUCCAGACACAAACAGAUGUUGAAACAACUCCUGCAGUUUUCACACGGAGAAGGCGCCCUGCAGCUGUAAAACAGUCGCCGUAUAGGAAUGACUGGCAAUCUGGUGUUAGUGCAGUUGGGGGAUCCUCGAAGGUUAUCAAAGGAAGAUUUUCAUUUGUAAAUGACAUUUCAGUGGCUGUUGAUUAUAAGCUUACGACUGCAUUCUCAAACUUUGUCGAAGCAAACAUGCAAUUGGGAGAGGAAGUGUAUUUACCUGGUGAUCAAAAGCUGGACCCUUGUUUUGACUUUGAAGUUGAACAGAUUGAUGAUAAGACGUUUUUCCAUACCUUAAACUAUUCUGGCAGGCCGCUGUCUAGUUCGCACUUGAAUAUUAUAUUCUACUAUCUUAGGAAGAAGGCGAAUAAUGGAAUUAAUAUGCCAAUCAAAGUCACAACUACAGAUACUCUUUUUAAUAAUAUCAUGCAAAGGGUUUUCACAGAAUUUGUAAAAGGUGGGAAACAAGAUCAUUUGAUUGAUAGAUCAGACGAUAUCAUGGAGUACAUGAAAGGAUUUAGGAUGCAUUGCAACACUCCAUGGCACCAGGUUGAUCAUGUCCUCUUUCCAAUUAAUUUGGCAGAAAAGUGGCAUUGGCUAUUGGGUCGAAAGCACAAAAAAGCUAUUCAAAAGGUGGCAGAGGCAUAUGCUGUGUUGAUCCCCCUGUUUCUAGUUAGCAUUGAAUUUUAUAACCAAAAAAGUGACAUUGUAGUACAAAAUGGUCUGCACAUGGGAAAGGAGUUGACUGAUCCUUUUGAGAUUGAACUGAUUACAAAUCUGCCAACACAGCAAAAUUCAGAUUGUGGAGUAUAUGUUGCAUGCUUUGCUGAGUAUAUUAUUGAAGAUCUUCCAAUCCUUGUUGCCAAUUUUGAUGUGGAUGGUCUUCGAGCUAGGUUUGGUAUACUGUUGUGGCACUAUGGGAGGAACAAGCAGUUGCAUGGCGAAUUAAGUGAAUCUGAGGCUCCAGUAGCACCUAAAAAGACUCGUGGAAAGAAACGCAAGAAGUAG